AUGGCACCCUUCCUCGACGACAACGAAAACACGAGCACUGCUCAGCAAAAGUACGGCGACUGGCGGGAUGACUUCUACGAGAAGGGCUAUGUCGUUCUCAAGGGCGUCGUGCCCAAGGAGCGAGCUCUGAAGUACCGCAACAAAAUGAUGGACUGGCUCGGUACUUUCCCCAACGACUUCGAUAUCAACAAGCCAGAGACAUGGACCAAAGAGAAUCUGCCCCAAAGCUUCAAGAACGGCAUGUACCUCAACUACUGCGCUGCACACGAGAAGUAUGUUUGGGAGGCAAGACAAGAACCAGGCGUUCUAGCUGCGUUUGAGAAGCUGUGGAACACAAACGAGCUCAUUGUGUCAUACGAUACCAUCAACCUCACACUGCCGAAUGCUGGCAAAAUGGCUGGCAGCAAGCCGUGGCCGCACGUCGACCAGGCACCCGAGCGACAAGGCCUGUCGUGCGUCCAGGGUAUCAUCAACCUCUCCGAGGCCGGUCCCAAAGACGGCGGCCUCGUCGUAAUGGAAGGAUCAGCCAAGCUCUUCGACAAAUUCUUCAAGCAACACCCUCCGGACCGAACCAAGGGCCCCCUCGCCGCUCUCCACUACGACUUCUACCCCUUCCAAGACACCGACGUAAAGUGGUACGAAGACCAAGGCUGCAAGAUGGUCAAGGUCUGCGCCGAGCCUGGCGAUCUCAUCCUGUGGGAUUCGCGACAGAUGCACUACGCUGUGUACCCCGAGACAGACAACAUCCGCACGAUUAUCUAUGCUUGCUACACACCAGCAGCCAUGGCGUCCAAGGAGGAUCUGGCGAAGAAGAAGGAGAUCUUCGAGAAGUGGGAGGCGACUACACAUUGGCCGCAUAUCAAUAUCCAUUCGCAAGGGAAGGCCAAGGUGGAUGGAGAGAUUGAUCCAUGGGAGCGGACGGAGCCGCUUGAGAAGCCGGAGUUGACGGAUAAGCUGCUUAAGCUGGCGGGUGUGAAGCCGUAUUGA
Molecule: messenger RNA, 987 nt
Organism: Alternaria infectoria
Lineage: Eukaryota; Fungi; Ascomycota; Dothideomycetes; Pleosporales; Pleosporaceae
Exons: 3
Coding region: 1-987 (328 amino acids)
Source: RefSeq, a predicted model, not a curated record